This is a messenger RNA of Letharia columbiana, 1215 nucleotides long. RefSeq lists its product as uncharacterized. The transcript is spliced from 6 exons. NCBI's taxonomy places the organism in Eukaryota, Fungi, Ascomycota, Lecanoromycetes, Lecanorales, Parmeliaceae. Bases 1 to 1215 code for a protein of 404 amino acids. The record is from RefSeq and is a predicted model, not a curated record.
AUGCAUCAUGACCUCCAAUCUAGCGCAUGCAGCCGGGUAUUUUCAUUUAUUGCCCUAACGCUUUUGCGUUUCCUCACUUUACCACCUUCUGCCCUCGCCAGUGAUGCGCAGUUCUACGACUCCUCUUCCAAGAUAGGCUUCGCUGUCUCCAGUGCGCCAAAUUCAUCUUCCACAAAUCUUCUUUUUCAAUUGUCCGCCCCCCAGGCUGCUGGCUGGGGUGCGGUCGGUUCAGGCACUCGGAUGGACGGAUCGUUGAUGUUUGUUAUAUACGCAUCUGGCAAAGACAAUGGUGUCACCGUUAGCGUUAGAACUGCCCACGGUCAUAACACGCCAGAAGCUACCAACGACAUCGAUCUCGUCGUCUUGUCUACGACCAUCCAGAACUCUACCAUGACAGCCAAUGUAGUAUGCUACAAUUGUACCAAGUGGUCUUCGGGCAGCUCCAUAGACGUGAAUUCGACCAAGCAGCCAUGGAUCUGGGCAGUUGGGCCGGGAGACUCUUUGGUGUCUGCUUCCCAAUCCGCCAACUUUAACCAACACGCAAAUAAUGGAAACUUCUUUGCGGACAUGACGGCCGCCCGAUCCGACUCACCAACGACCGCUCCCAACAUCUCCGGAACAUCCAACGUGAACACCAAACCAUUGUCAAGUGCUUUCUCCGCUUUGGUCGUCAUCCAUGCCAUCGGUCUCGCCGGCUCCUUCUUCCUCCUAUUUCCCCUCGGGGUGAUCCUCCUGCGGUGGUUCGGCUCGUUCAAGUUCCACUGGAUGCUCCAGGUGGCCGCCAGCGCGAUCUGUCUCGUCGGCCUGAUCUGCGCAAUUAGCUUGAGCGUCUUGGAUCCCGAAUACGCCUCUUUCAACCAGACGCAUCAGAUCCUAGGCAUCAUUGCCGUCGCCGUGCUACUCCCCCAGAUCUAUUUCGGCUAUUCCCACCACCGUAAUUACAAGAAGCUUGGACAGCGCACCACGGUCUCUCAUUUGCAUCUCUGGUCUGGAAGAUCAGUCGUCCUGCUCGGAAUGGUCAAUGCCGUGCUCGGCUUUGUUCUUGCAGACUCUAAUACCGGCGCCGUUGUCGUCGCCGUUCUCGCCGUCACGAUCCUGGUCAUCACCGCCCUCGUUGUCUUCUUCGGCGCUAAGAAACGACGCCUCGCCCUCAACGCCAACUCUUCUCACUCGUCGGAUAUCGCUCUUAACCGCUACGAGUCGUUCCGCGGGUAG